AUGACAAUGUUCGCCGCGAGCGUCCCUCAUCUGGCAGGCAGACUCAAUUCUCCGUCGCUCGUGGCUGCCUCCGCUCGUGCCUCUGCAGUUGCCCAGACACGAAACGUGUCUUCUUCGCCUUACGGACGUACUCACGUAUGGAAACAUCGACAACGACAACUUCCCAAACCUUUUGUCCCGCAAUUUCCGCAGCGUGUCAUCAGAGCAGACGGCUCAACCUUUACGCACUAUACCACGUCGCCUCGGUCGGUAAUUCGACUCACACGCGACACGACAAACAACCCACUGUGGAACGCGAGCAAAUGGAUGGCAGAGAGCGAGGAGGAAGACGUGGUCACUGGGCGUUUGGGUAGAUUCAACAGGCGGUUCGACGGCUUGGGAGGACACGGACAGGACGUUGACUGGAUGAGUGAGGCCACUGGCGAGGAGCUGGCGAAGGCGGUAGAAGAGGCAGAGAAAAAGCUGGGCGAAUAG
Fibroporia radiculosa is the source of this 474-nucleotide messenger RNA. RefSeq lists its product as uncharacterized. Gene Ontology annotation, biological process: mitochondrial translation. Gene Ontology annotation, molecular function: structural constituent of ribosome. The transcript has a single exon. The coding region runs from base 1 to 474 and encodes 157 amino acids. The record is from RefSeq and is a predicted model, not a curated record. Lineage: Eukaryota; Fungi; Basidiomycota; Agaricomycetes; Polyporales; Fibroporiaceae. Gene Ontology annotation, cellular component: mitochondrial large ribosomal subunit.